CAGAGAGCUACUCCUCCUCUGGGAGUUGGGAAUAAUUGGUAAUAGAUAUGGCAGACACUGAAGAGGUUAUGGAGGAAGUUCAGGAAGAAGUGGAUGAUUCAAGAUCCAAACCUAAGUUUCUGUCAAAUAUUCAGGCACCAAAAAUUCCAGAUGGAGAAAAAGUAGAUUUUGAUGACAUCCACCGCAAGCGUCAGGAGAAGGACCUGGCUGAGCUGCAAUCCCUCAUAGAGGCUCACUUCCUCCAGAGGAAAAAAGAAGAGGAGGAGCUCAUUGCUCUGGUCAAUAGGAUUGAGAAACGCCGUGCGGAGAGAGCUGAGCAGCAGAGGAUUCGAGCAGAGAGAGAGAAGGAGCGGCAGGCUAGAUUAGCUGAGGAGAAGGAACGGAAGGAGCAAGAGGAACAGAGGAAGAAGCAGGAUGAAGAUGUCAAGAAGAAGAAGGCUCUCACCAGUAUGACCCAUCAGUAUGGAAGCCUUCAGCAGAGGGGGGAGGGCCGCAAAGGAGCCAAGAAGCAGACAGAGAGAGAGAAAAAGAAAAAGAUUUUGGCUGAGCGACGAAAGCCUCUGAGCAUUGAUCACCUCACUGAGGACAAGCUCAAGGAUAAAGCCAAGGAGCUGUGGCAAUGGCUGACGGAACUAGAGGCAGAGAAGUUUGACCUAGGGGAGAAGCUGAAACGACAGAAAUAUGACAUCACCCAACUCCUUGUUCGGGUCCAUGAACAUCAGAGUGCAAAGGGGCGCAGCAAGGUCAAAGUAGGCGGUAGGGUGCGCUAGAGAGCCAACGGCGCCAACGGCCGAAGCCCAAGGAUGCAAAGUCUUUUGUGUUUUGCAGUUGUCAUUAAAACUAAUGCAAGUGCAGGUACAAGAACAA
Messenger RNA from Electrophorus electricus (electric eel), 867 nucleotides. Lineage: Eukaryota; Metazoa; Chordata; Actinopteri; Gymnotiformes; Gymnotidae. The record is from RefSeq and is a predicted model, not a curated record.